Messenger RNA from Hydra vulgaris (swiftwater hydra), 841 nucleotides. Its product is annotated as myosin regulatory light chain 12B. The record is from RefSeq and is a predicted model, not a curated record. Gene Ontology annotation, cellular component: myosin II complex; cytoplasm. NCBI's taxonomy places the organism in Eukaryota, Metazoa, Cnidaria, Hydrozoa, Anthoathecata, Hydridae. Gene Ontology annotation, molecular function: calcium ion binding; myosin heavy chain binding.
GGUUAGGCUUACGUUUACUAAGAGAAGACGUCUAAGAACAACUUGAAAAGAGGAUUGUUUUUUUUUUUAAUAUAACAUUUUUUUAGUAAACUAACUUAAAAUGUCUUCGAGUAAGAAAACCAAGAAGGGAACUAGCAAGAAAAGAGCCCAAAGAGCUACUUCAAAUGUCUUUGCUAUGUUCGAUCAGUCACAAAUUCAAGAAUUUAAAGAGGCAUUUAACAUGAUUGAUCAAAAUCGUGAUGGUUUCAUUGAUAAAGAAGAUCUUCAUGAUAUGCUAGCAUCUCUUGGUAAAGACCCACCAGAUUCUUAUCUUGAGGAAAUGAUGAAAGAGGCUCCAGGACCCAUCAAUUUUACAAUGUUUUUAACUUUAUUUGGUGAAAAAUUAAACGGCACUGAUCCUGAAGAUGUGAUAAAAAAUGCGUUUGGAUGUUUCGAUGCGGAUCAAUUGGGAACUAUUCAAGAAGAUUAUCUAAGGGAACUUCUAAUGACCAUGGGAGACAGAUUUACAGAACUUGAAUGUGACGAGAUGUUUAAUGGUGCACCUAUUAAAGAUGGAAAAUUCAAUUAUAUUGAAUUCACGAGAAUCAUUAAACACGGAUCCAAAGAGGAAUAAACAUUGUUAAUAAAUGUAGCUUGUUCAUAUUUCGAAAAUAAUUGGUUUGAUCUUGCACCAUCAUUAACUAUUUGAUGCCAAUACCUGUGUGUUGCACUAUUAGAUAGCUAGACAUGAACAAACUAUAAACAAUUUAUUGAUAUAUUGAUGUCUGGUACUAAUGUUAUAUUUCUCAUUUGUUUUUAUCCAUGGUUACUAUUUUCUAAUGGAAAUAAAUAUUGAAUAAAA